UGCUGAGCGCCUCAGAUCCUCGCACAAAGCAAGCGCCUUUGCGUCGAACCGUCAGCAUUCUCACCGUGUUUUCGUCUCAAGCGUGCGCGGCCGCUUCCCGUGUCGGUCAAGACUUCGUUCAAGUCUCCCGAGACGACCAAUGCGCCGGCAACCUUCUCGAGCUACAAACGAGACUACCCGAAACCCAAGGGCAACAGGCGCCGAGGCUACAGAAGGGGUCAAGAACAGACGACGCCGGGCCAUUUCCAGUUGUAUUUGGCGUUCGAGGAGUGCCGUUACAGGGACCAGCCAAGGGGCAAUUGCCGCCGUGUUUUGAUCUUGUCUUUAUCGUCAUGUCUUCUGCUUCUGUCCAGGACGGCCAUGUCGCUGCUGACACGACCAGCGGGCCUCUCCGUCCUCGCCCCAUCAGAUUUAUCAGUCCAGCAGCGCUAAACCUUCACCGUGUCUACGAACAGAACCGCCAACGGCUACAAAAGAAAGAUGGGGCCAAGGUCCCUGACCCAACAGCCCCCCAGACAAAGGGAAGGCCGAGGCUCUUGUUGAUGGGUCAGAGAAGGAGCGGAAAGUCAUCCAUCUCAAGUGUCGUCUUCCACAAGCUGCCUCCUAGCGAGACGCUAUUUCUCGAGUCGACGGCACGGAUUCAAAAAGACAGUCUCAACUCCUUCAUGGAGUUCCAAGUAUGGGACUUCCCUGGGCAAAUCGAUAUCUUCGAUAAUCCCAAUUUCACCUUUGACAUGGACGCCAUCUUUGGAGAGAUCGGCGCCUUGAUAUGGGUCAUUGACGCUCAGGAUGACUACCUUGAGGCCGUCGCCCGGCUCAACGCCACCAUCCUUCAUCUCCACCGCAGCUAUCCGCACAUCAACAUCGAGGUCUUUAUCCACAAAGUUGACGGUCUUAGCGACGACUACCGCCUCGACAUCCAGCGCGACGUCACCAUCCGCAUCCAAGACGAGCUCUCGGACCAGGGCGUUGAGAACGCCCCUGUCAACUUCCACCUCACCUCCAUCUACAACCACAGCAUCUUCGAGGCCUUUAGUAAAGUCAUCCAGAAGCUGAUUCCCCGCCUCGGCCAGCUCGAGGCCAUGCUCACCAACCUCUGUCGCACCUGCCGCUUCGAAAAGGCCUACCUCUUUGACGUCAACACAAAGAUCUACAUCGCCACCGACAACACCCCUGAGGACAUGGCCAGCUACGAGAUCUGCUCCGACUACGUUGACGUCAUCAUCGACUUCACAGAAGUCUACGGCUCGUGGCCCCGCUCCGACCAGUGGCGCGAGCGCCUCGAGGCCGAGCCCUGGGCCCAGCCGCUCGAGGACCAAGUCGCCUGUGAGUGGGCUGAGAGCGGUAUGGUGCUCGCCGACGCACGCCGGCCCAUCAUGCUCAGGGAGGUCGAUCGCUUCUUGGCACUUGUUGCCAUAAUGAAGGAGGGGUCGUACGACAAGAUGCCGCAGAUCAACAUGAAUGUUGAUGUGGUGGUCAAGGGGCUGAUUGAGUUCUUUGAGAUCACCAAACCCAAGGAGGUGGUCGGUACGCCGCAGGGCGGGGUGGUGAGCCCUGGGUUGGUUCAGGGGUGAUUGGCGUGUUCUUGUCAGGCGAUCUGGUUUGUUGUGGAUAUAUAUUCAUGGCGCGAGAGAACAUUGCUCCAGGAGCAGUUGAGGCGAGCUGAAGAGGGGAAGAGUUACUCACUUAGGUGUGGAGGGAGA
Parathielavia appendiculata is the source of this 1703-nucleotide messenger RNA. RefSeq lists its product as uncharacterized. Bases 333 to 1574 code for a protein of 413 amino acids. Gene Ontology annotation, molecular function: GTPase activity; GTP binding. Gene Ontology annotation, biological process: cellular response to starvation; negative regulation of autophagy. The record is from RefSeq and is a predicted model, not a curated record. Gene Ontology annotation, cellular component: Gtr1-Gtr2 GTPase complex; nucleus; fungal-type vacuole membrane. NCBI's taxonomy places the organism in Eukaryota, Fungi, Ascomycota, Sordariomycetes, Sordariales, Chaetomiaceae. The transcript has 3 exons.